Messenger RNA from Camponotus floridanus (Florida carpenter ant), 3054 nucleotides. RefSeq lists its product as uncharacterized. The record is from RefSeq and is a predicted model, not a curated record. Gene Ontology annotation, molecular function: zinc ion binding; nucleic acid binding. Bases 1 to 3054 code for a protein of 1017 amino acids. NCBI's taxonomy places the organism in Eukaryota, Metazoa, Arthropoda, Insecta, Hymenoptera, Formicidae. The transcript has a single exon.
AUGAUUAUUGGCCGCUCGACAAUCCUUACAAAAAUCAGAAGCGGGAUUAGGACGCUAGCACACGUAAGGAAACUUAAGAAACUCGAAGAAGUUGCGUCAGCCAUCUUCCGUUAUUGGUUGAGUCGCCGCGUGAGAGACACGUGCUAUCGUUACAUACUCAGAAAAUCCGAAAAAACGGUCAACGAACGGAACGAAAUCACAAUGGAUCCGAAGAAGUUUUCGAUAACUCAACUUAAGGCCGAAUUACGAAGACGAGACUUGCCGGUGCACGGACGCAAGGUAGAUCUCAUCGCGCGUCUGGAUAAAGACGACACGAGUGGCACGUGGAUGAAUUCCGUUGCUUGCGCCGAGUGCCCAACGACCGCCUCAGAUAAGGAUCUAUCGGACGAGGAAGUAGCAUUGACCGCGAACGAAGAAGAUGACGGUAACGAAGAAAGAACAAUAGAAGGCCCAAGAGAGAACAGAAAUCGUGACCGCCGAAAUAGCGAUGAAUUAGAGCGCCGUUAUCGCGACAUGCAACUCGAAUUUGAGCGUCGUGAAAACGAACUCCUGAGAAGAGAGUUAGAGAUCGCUAGACGGGAGAACGAACAACUACGAAGAGCCACACCACCUGUAGCCGAGGGGGCACGCAGAACAGAGAACAUCACCGCCAUGUUGGAACUAGUGGGAUUCUUCGACGGAAGUGCAGGUACGUUUAGAAAAUGGGAGCAACAAGUCCGUCAAUUGUGUGCAACCUAUCGUCUCGAUGAUGACCGUGCUAAACUGCUCGUUAGCAACAAAAUAAAAGGAAAAGCGAAGAGCUGGUUUCAGGCAGAAAACACGAUUGCCAUGACUCUUGAUGAAAUAAUGGACGGCUUCCGGAAAAUGUAUGAUCAUCGUCCGUUACGUGUAGCCAUGAGGAAGAAAUUCGAGGCAAGAGAGUGGAAACCAUCCGAGAAUUUUGCAGAUUAUUUCCACGAUAAAAUAAUCUUGGCAAAAGACGUUCCUAUCGACGAAGAGGAAAUGGUCGAUUAUUUAAUUGAUGGCAUUCCGAGUGACCAUCUACAAGACUUAGCACGAAUGAAGGAGUUCCAGAAGAAGGAAGAUAUGUUACGAACCUUCGAGAAAGUAUCCUUGCGAACACCUGUGAAAAACAAUACGAAACGAGAUUCACGACCGACGGGAAAGCACGACGUAAAAUCAGCUGAUUCACAAAAGGAUAAUGAGAAAAAAGGAGAAAAUCAAGCGAAAAACGACGAAGGAAAACUGAAAAAUCCUCGUUGUUAUAACUGUAACAAACUAGGGCACAUCGCUUCUGACUGUCGUCAACCUAAGCGCGAGAAGGGCUCGUGUUUCAAGUGUGGUGAGAUGGGCCACAUAUCCAAGGACUGUCCAACGAAGACUACGUCAUCAACGGAGGUUGCAGUUGUCAACGAGAAGGAAAAUCCAGUCUACUCCAUCUUCGGCUGCGAGGAGGACGAAGAGACAUUUUUUAAAGACGUCGACUACGAAAUAAACUGCACAAGUCUUCCCGAUACAAAUCAUAAGAUUAGAUUAAACACGCUAAUGGAUUCAGGUAGUAAAGUCAGUUUUAUAAAAGAGAGUUUCGCGUUGAAAGAAGCAGUAGAAUCUUUCGGUACACACUCGGGAAAUUAUCAUGGUAUAAACUACUCACCGUUACGGAUUAUCGGGUAUAUACGGCUGAAUAUCACUAUCGAUAACGAAACAAAAAAUAAUAUAACAACACUAGUUGUUCCGGAUACGACUAUGGUAUACCCGGUAGUGUUAGGUCGCGACGUAUUGAAGAAAUUCGGUCUGGGUCUGAGGAAACUGGAAGUUCAAGUGAUAGAUGAGCUGUUGAACGUAGAAGUAGAUAAUCCGCGCGACACGGCAUUAGAUUCUCUUGGUAUCAAUCCCGAAAUAUCUCGUGAAGCACAGAUUAGUUUGCGAGAACUCUUUAGGUCGGAAUACGUUGAGCCCGCAAGGUCUAUUAGUCCAAAAGUCGACAUGGAGUUAAAAUUAAGCCUGACGAAUGAAACCCCAUUCCACUUUAACCCACGUCGAGUCUCCGUUUCUGAAAAGGAAAAGUUGAGGAAAAUAUUAGACGAUCUCCUGGAGAGGAAAAUCAUUCAGCCUAGUAAAUCCGAAUAUGUUUCCCCUAUUAUUCUAGUAAAGAAAAAGAAUGAUGAACUCCGACUUUGUGUGGAUUAUCGUGUGUUAAACAAAGUCCUGCGUCGCGAUAAUUAUCCUCUUCCGUUAAUAGAGGACCAAAUUGACGUACUUAGAGAUAAAAAGUAUUUCAGUAUUCUUGAUCUGAAAGACGGGUUCUUUCAUAUUCGAAUCGCGGAUGAAUCGAUAAAAUAUACUGCAUUUACGACACCGUACGGGAUUUUCGAAUAUAGAAGAAUGCCUUUCGGACUCAAAGUAGGACCGUCGAGAUUUCAGAGAUUUGUAAACGAAGCGUUAGUAGAAUUGAUUAGAUCCGGAGACAUUGUCGUAUACAUGGACGAUGUAUUGGUCGCAACCGUUACGUUAGAGCAUCACUUUAAGGUCUUAAAGCAGUUGUUCAAGUGCUUAGUUGAUAAUCUGUUGGAGCUCCGACUCGAUAAAUGUCAGUUUUUAUGCACAGAGAUAGAGUUCUUAGGUUAUCGUAUCUCUAAAAUCGGAAUUCAGCCAAACAAGUCAGGGAUUGAGACAAUCGAGAAAUAUCCAAUUCCACAAAAUUUGAAAAGUCUGCAAUGUUUCCUCGGGAUGGCUUCGUAUUUUCGAAAAUUUAUUGAAGGUUUCUCCGUUAUCGCAAAACCACUUCAUGAAUUACUCCGUAAAAACGUGGAAUUUAAGUUUGGGAAAGAACAACUAAAAGCGUUUCAGAUACUUAAGCGAAAACUGCAGGAAGCACCUGUACUUAGUUAUACAGUCCUCAUGAUGAGACGGAACUUCAUACAGAUGCUAGUUCGCACGGUUUUGGCGCCUCUCUUAUGCAAGAAGAAAACAGAUAUGAAGUUUCACCCGGUCCUCGUAUUUUUUCAAAAACGGGCGACCGAUACUGAAAGCCGCUAUCAUAGUUUGAAUUAG